Molecule: messenger RNA, 1632 nt
Organism: Melanaphis sacchari
Lineage: Eukaryota; Metazoa; Arthropoda; Insecta; Hemiptera; Aphididae
Gene: Mpi
Product: mannose-6-phosphate isomerase
Exons: 7
Coding region: 353-1570 (405 amino acids)
Biological process (GO): GDP-mannose biosynthetic process; carbohydrate metabolic process
Cellular component (GO): cytosol
Molecular function (GO): mannose-6-phosphate isomerase activity; zinc ion binding
Source: RefSeq, a predicted model, not a curated record
UGUAAUAUUGUCAUAUUGAACAUUUUAAUAUGCAUAAAACACAUUAAUCUAGUACAUAAUGAUUGGGUAAAAUUUUUAAUUACAAAUACAUCAAAUUUGUAAUCUAGUAUAAAGUCAUUCAAUUUUAUUAAUGAUAUUGUGUUACUCAAGUGAUAUGCCUCACCACUAAAUAAUUUAUCUAGUCAUACGCCUAUAUCUAAAUAUCUAUGGUUUAACACACGUAUAAAAAACAAAAACCUAUGCCAUAAUCUAAUUGGUCAUUUAAUACUUUUACGUGUAUCGGCUUAUUUGACUUUGACUUUUGGACUAUCAAAUAUUUUCUUCAGGCAAAGUUUAAAAAAAUUUUACAACCAUGCUCGAAGUUUUUGAGUUGCAAUGUUUUAUUCAAAAUUAUUUGUGGGGGAAAAAAGGUUUUGCUAGUGAAGUCAGUCGUCUGAGUUUAGCUGGCAAACAUAUAGAUUUUAUAGAUGAAAAACAAUUCUAUGCUGAAUUGUGGAUGGGCGCUCUUCAUAAAAGCCCUUCGUUGAUAAAAAGCUCUGGGCAGAAAUUGAGUGACUGGAUAAAGAGCAACAGUGAAGUGUUGGGUGAAAAAUCUAGAUUAAAAUUUGGCGAUCAAUUACCAUUUUUAAUGAAAGUAUUGUCCAUAAACUCAGCCCUUUCUAUCCAAGUGCAUCCAUCUAAGGAUUUUGCUGAAGAACUACAUAUACAAUAUCCUGAAAUUUAUCAAGAUUCUAAUCAUAAACCAGAAAUGGCUAUUGCACUAAGUAACUUUGAAGGACUUUGUGGUUUCCGCCCAUACUCAGAAAUUAAAUUUUUUCUGGAAGAAAUACCAGAAUUUCAAUUAAUUGUUGGACAUGACCUGAUUAAUCAAUUUAAAAAAGAUACUACUGAUUCACAACAUUUGCUCAAGGACAUAUUUUACAGAUUACUGACAUCUGAAAAAGGAAUUAUUAGCCAAAAUCUUAACAGUCAUAAAAAAAAAUUGGAAUCGCUAUGUGAUGAUAAAAAAAAUGUAUUUUUAGCAAAACUAUUUAAUCAACUUGAUUGUUGGUUUCCAAAUGAUGUUGGAUGUUUCUGCAUAUAUUUUUUAAAUUACAUUCAACUCUCACCAGGUCAAGCAAUAUAUUUAGGAGCUAAUGAACCUCAUGCUUAUAUUUACGGUGAUUGUGUUGAAUGUAUGGCUUGUUCUGAUAAUGUGGUAAGAGCUGGAUUGACACCAAAAUAUAUUGAUGUAGACACACUAUGUAGGUUACUAAAUUUUAAUGGAGCACCUGCUGAAUCCAAGUUGUUUUGUGGAGUUAAAGAAAACUCUUAUACAACACUCUUUAGACCUCCUGUUCCAGAUUUUGCAAUGGCUUGCAUUAAAGUUCCUGCAGAUGAAAUUUAUGAAUUAUUGAAAAGAGAUGUUGCUUCUAUAAUUAUUGUUAUCCAUGGUCAAGGCAAAAUAAGUGCUCCACAAGAGUUGAUACUAUCACCAGGAAAAGUUUUCAUGAUCCCAGCUAAUGUCGUAAUUCAAAUACACGUAGGAUUUGAGUCUUUAGAAUUAUAUCAAGCGUUUGUAAAUUUAUGAAUCAAAUUUUAAAUAGGUAGUAAAAUUAAUUGUUCUAUUCAAUUUAUCCUAGACAUUUUUAA